Messenger RNA from Sceloporus undulatus (fence lizard), 2948 nucleotides. It is a transcript of the gene TELO2, whose product is annotated as telomere maintenance 2. The record is from RefSeq and is a predicted model, not a curated record. Lineage: Eukaryota; Metazoa; Chordata; Lepidosauria; Squamata; Phrynosomatidae. Gene Ontology annotation, cellular component: cytosol. Bases 167 to 2674 code for a protein of 835 amino acids. Gene Ontology annotation, biological process: protein stabilization; telomere maintenance via telomerase. The transcript is spliced from 20 exons. Gene Ontology annotation, molecular function: Hsp90 protein binding; telomeric repeat DNA binding.
GUUUACCACAGAUGCUGGCAAAACAUCGGGAAUAAACUCUUAAAGGACAUGGCCACAGAGCCCCCAAAACCCACAAAAGACUAUGGAUGCCAGCCACGAAAGCCUUCGACUUCAGAUUAAAUAGCCCUAUCUACUUUAUGAUUUCCACUUGCUCCUUUUUUUCCAGAUGCAACCGGGAGAAAUGGACUCCGAUGUGCCGCCAGUCCGUCGUACGGUUCAAGAAGCGAUGGACAUCCUCUCUUCCUCCAGAGAUGGCACCCAGAUAUCUAAGACGCUGCGGAUGGUUAAGCGUUACCUCCGCGAAACUGAAAACCCGCCCUCCGUAAAAGAGAAGGAAGAAUUCAUCCGUAGUCACUUCACUGUUUUCCUUCGGUGUCUGAUCACUAACCUGGACCCUGGUCGGCUGGAACUGUUGCAGCCAGACAAAGAGAGCGAACUGUGGGACAGCUUUUUCUUAGAAGGACCAGCGGACCAAUCUUUUAUGGUCCUUUUGGAUGCCAUAAUUUCUACUGAGGCGAGUUUGCGUCUGAACAAAGUCGCUGAUGUCCUGGAGAAAUUUCUUCAGAGAGCUGGACUAUCUGCUCUGAUGUGGGAGGUCUGCAAGCAGCAAACCCAGGUUCGAACGCCAGUGCUGCAGGAAGCAAUCCUCAACAGGAUUAUAUGUCUGCCUGAUCAUUUAAGCAACAAGUUCCAGGGAGAAAACCGACCAAUAUUCUUCCCACAGAACUAUUUUCCAUUGCUGGGCAUGGAAAUUGUUCAGGUGUUGGAGAGGAUCUCUGAAUCGUUGCGAGAUGGCUUGGAUUGCUCAAUCUCCUUUGUGUCCCAGGUGCUAGGAAAGGGGUGUGCACAUGGAAGACGAAAAGAGAUCUUGAAUGUGUUGGUGCCCCACCUGACAGAUCGCACACAGUCUGACUGCAUCUGGCAGAGGAUGUGUUGGCGAUUGGUUGAAAGCGUGCCAGAUCGCUGGAUGGAAGCAGUAGUCUGUGGCUUUGUUCAGUCAGCACCAGGGUCUGCUGUGUUGACUCGGUUAUUGGGGAACUUGGUUCUCAAGAGCAAGAAGGCUCAGUUUGUGAUGACCCAGAAAUUGCUGCUGUUCCAGUACAGCUACCCAACUGUGGUGUUGCAGACACUCCUUGGAUAUCUGGCUCUGGAAAGCAUGCGACGUCCCUUACUCAUCAAAGUUUUUAAAGAGCUGUUAGAGACCUGGGUAAGCAGCAGUGCUAUAAGGCACUGCCCAGUGGAGCAGCAGUUGUAUAUCAGCAAGGCCAUCCUGAUCUGCCUCUUUCACCUGAAAGAGGAAGAAAUAGUAAGCAACAGGCAAGAACUACUCACAAGUUUGAUGGAAGGAAUGAAAUGCCAUCUGGAUAGCAACUUGCCACGGGUCCGUUUUAUGGGAAUGGUUGUAGCAGAGUGUCUUAGUGAAAAAAUAACACCUGAUGGCCCUGUCUUGAAAUUUCAAUAUGAAGAAGAUGAUGAAAUUAGAGAACUAAAAUCCUUGCUGACUGAGAGACCAGAAGACGCCUCUGUCAGUGAUCCACCAAGCACCAGGAUCAGUAGACCAGCCCCAGCUCUGACAACUGUGCUGAAGCCCAGUGUGAAAGUACAUCCAGAUGCAUCUGCAGAAGUGGAUCAAGGAGCCGACUCUGAGCUUGAUAGUGAUGAUGAUCUUGUUCCAUAUGACAUGUCACAUGACAAAGAACUGAAAAAGAUCAAGGCUCCCACCUACAUCCGAGACUGUAUUGAAGUCCUGACUGGGCCUGAAGAUGCAGACAAAUAUGAAGCUACAAUGAAUGUCCUGGAGACUCUGAUCCGAAAGAAUGCAGCAGCCGUGGGAGAGAUAAGUGUGGAAUUAACAAAAGUACUGCUGCAUCUGGAAGAGAAAAGCUACAUAGAAGACUUCAUGGGACUUCGACAACGUGCCAUGGUGGCUAUUGUUGUCAUAGACCCAAUCUCAGUGGCCCAGUAUCUAACCUCUGAGUUCUACUCCUUGAAUUACAGCCUCCGCCAGCGAAUGGACAUUCUGGAUGUGCUGGCCAUGGCAGCUCAGGAACUGUCUCAGUCAGUAUCUCCAAAACCAAAGCAGCUUCUGGGUCCCAAAGGUGUUGACAUCCAGAUUCAAUCUAGCAGCGGUUCUUCUUCAGAUUGGCAAAAAGUUGUGGGUGAAAGGAUCAAAAGCAAGACCCGAAGGUUUGCAAAGGGUAAGUCCCAAGCGGAGCCAGUGUGUGCACCCAACAGAUUUGGUCCUGUUGCUGGUCACUUUUUCUUUCCACUUCUUCAGAACUUUGACAAGCCACUAAAUACCUUUGACCUUCUGGGAGAUGAUCACCUGGUACUGGGCAGGCUGGCACAUACCUUAGCAAUUCUGAUGUACUUUGCUGUCAACUCUGUGGUAGCAAGUACAAUGGGAAAAGCACUACUGGAAUUUGUUUGGGUGCUACGUUUCCACACUGAUACGUAUGUGCGCCAAGGACUCCUGUCUUGUGUCUCCUCCUUGCUCCUUAGUGUCCCUGCUGAGCGUCUUCUUGAGGACAUGACAGAGGAACUUUUGGAGAUCCAGUUCUGGCUGGCAGAUGUUGCAGAGAAGGAUUCAGAUGGUGAUUGUAGAAGUUUGGCAAUACAGAAUCUGCUACUGAUGGAAAACCUGAAAAAAAAGCUAGAAAUACCUCCUCGCUAGUGAAGAUGAUGCCCUUUUGCUGAUAUCUGGCUAGCUAAUGAUUGAGAAUAUCUACGUCUCAGUCUCUGCAGCAAAGGCGAGGAAAGGAAAAGAGGCUACUGAGGUCUUUCUAAUGGAUUGAAUUGGUUUCGUGAAAUGAACUGAAAAUGUUUUCAGCUAUGGGGAGGAUUUACACACAGGUUUUUUCCCCUUGUGCCAGGUAAUGUGACUUAUCUGUCACCAGCAGAAGGUAUGUCCCAUGCCACCAUUAAACCUGGCAGUGUGCAAAAGAGAA